GCCCUGUUACUGGGGAAAAAAAAAAAAAAACAGAAAAAAACCAUCUCCUUUUUCAAUCCAUAGUUAUUUGCAUUUCAUCUCUCUUGCAUUGAGAUUUGGAAAUCCAUUUUGAGUUUUGGUGGGUUUUGUUUGAGAAGAAAAACUUAUAUUUCAUUCUGUGUUUUUCAAGCUCUAUACAUUGUAAAUUCAACUUUCCUGUACUCAGGCUUGAAGAAUAUUUCUGGGUUUUUGUUGGUUUUGUUCGAGAAAAAAAACCGUCUCUCUCUGUGUUUUUCGAGCUCUAGAAAUCAGUAGCUGAGGCUCUGCGCAUUAGAAAUUCUUAGUUUUGGUGGGUUUUUGUUGGGAAUUUCGAUGGACAAUACGGACCUUUAUAGAGUGGGAAGUUUGCGGCGGAAUGGCUCUUCGAUGUGGAGGAACACCACUGUCGAUAGUGUUUUCUCACAGUCUUCUCGUGAGGAAGAUGACGAAGAAGCUCUGAAGUGGGCGGCUCUCGAGAAGCUUCCGACGUACGAUCGAAUUAGGAAAGGGAUACUGAGUGGAGUCGCUGGUGAGGAGCACAAGGAAGUCGACAUUCAGCAUCUCGGGUUUCAAGACAAGAAGACCGUGUUGGAGAGAUUGGUUAGAGUCGCCGAGGAGGACAAUGAGAAGUUCCUGUUGAAGCUGAAGAACCGAAUCGAUAGAGUUGGAAUUGAGGUGCCAACCAUUGAAGUCCGCUACGAGAAUUUGAAUAUUGGAGCAGAAGCCUACGUCGGUAGCAGAGGUUUACCGACCGUCCUCAAUUUCACCUUUAAUAUACUCGAGGGAUUCUUGAAUUAUCUCCACAUUCUUCCGAGCCGAAAGAAACCAGUAUCAAUCCUUCAUGAUGUUAGCGGAAUUAUAAAGCCUUGCAGAAUGACUCUGCUUUUAGGGCCUCCAGGAUCAGGGAAGACCACUUUGCUAUUAGCUUUGGCAGGAAAGCUUGAUAAAGAGCUGAAGGUUUCUGGAAGAGUGACUUACAAUGGCCAUGGGAUGGAGGAGUUCGUCCCUCAAAGGACAUCCGCUUAUAUCAGUCAACAUGAUCUUCAUAUUGGGGAAAUGACAGUGAGAGAGACCUUGGCUUUCUCUGCUCGAUGCCAAGGAGUCGGGACCCGUUACGAGAUGUUGACGGAGUUGUCAAGAAGGGAAAAAGCAGCAAACAUUAAACCGGAUCCCGACCUUGACGUCUUCAUGAAGGCUGCAUCGCUUGAAGGGCAGAAGGAAAGUGUCGUCACGGAUUAUAUUCUGAAGAUUUUGGGACUGGAAGUAUGUGCUGAUACCAUGGUAGGGGAUCAAAUGCUGCGGGGCAUAUCAGGAGGACAAAAGAAGCGCGUUACAACAGGUGAGAUGCUUGUUGGACCCGCGAAGGCCCUUUUCAUGGAUGAGAUAUCAACUGGUCUGGAUAGCUCUACCACUUUCCAGAUUGUAAAUUCCCUGAGACAGUCAAUUCACAUUCUCGGUGGGACAGCACUGAUUGCACUGCUUCAGCCAGCUCCGGAGACUUAUGACCUCUUCGAUGACAUUGUUCUCCUCUCUGACGGGCAGGUUGUGUACCAAGGUCCCCGUGAGAAUGUGCUCGAGUUCUUUGAAUCCAAGGGUUUCAAAUGCCCCGAGAGGAAAGGUGUCGCCGACUUCUUGCAGGAAGUGACAUCAAGAAAAGAUCAGCAGCAGUACUGGGCACGUAGGGAUGAACCAUACAGAUACAUUCCCGUCAAGGAAUUCGCCAAUGCAUUCCAAUCAUUCCAUGUCGGCCGUAAAAUAGGAGAAGAACUCAGCACCCCGUUUGAUAAGAGCAAGAGCCAUCCUGCUGCUUUGACGACGUCUGAAUAUGGUAUCAGCAAGAAGGAAUUGCUGAAAGCAUGUGCUUCAAGGGAAUUGUUGCUUAUGAAGAGGAACUCAUUUGUCUACAUCUUCAAAAUGAUGCAACUGUUGGUCAUUGCAUUCAUCGCUAUGACGGUCUUCUUCCGUACCAAGAUGCACCACAAUUCAUUAACUGAUGGAUCGAUAUUUAUGGGUGCUCUCUUUUUCGCUCUCGUCACCCUUAUGUUUAAUGGGUUCUCAGAGCUUGCCAUGACAAUCGCAAAGCUUCCUGUUUUCUACAAGCAAAGAGACCUCCGCUUCUAUCCUUCGUGGGCAUACUCGCUGCCUACAUGGAUCCUCAAGAUUCCCAUUUCAUUUGCAGAAGUUGCGAUUUGGAUUGCCCUCACUUAUUAUGUCAUCGGCUUCGACCCAAAUGCUGGGAGGAUGUUUAAACAGUAUCUGCUACUCCUAUUGAUUAGCCAGAUGGCAUCUGGAUUGUUUCGGUUAAUUGCUGCACUGGGUCGGAACAUGAUUGUUGCAAACACAUUUGGGUCAUUUGCACUUCUUGCAAUCUUGACACUUGGAGGAUUCAUUGUAUCACGAAAGGAUGUGAAGAAAUGGUGGAUCUGGGGUUACUGGUCCUCGCCUUUGAUGUAUGCUCAGAAUGCGAUUGCGACGAAUGAAUUUCUUGGGCAUAGUUGGAAGCAUGUUGUUUCUGGUUCGACAGAAAUGUUGGGGAUCCAAAUCUUGGAGUCUCGUGGAAUCUUUCCUGAAUCAAAAUGGUAUUGGAUUGGUGCUGGCGCAUUGUUUGGAUACACUCUCCUAUUCAAUGGCCUUUUCACAGUUGCUCUCACUAAUCUCGACCCAUAUAAGGGCGGUCAAGCAGUUCUAUCUGAAGAGGCCUUGAAGGAGAAGCACGCAAACAGAACUGGAGAAGUCGAAGAGGUGGAGCUGUCAACCAGGAGAACAAGCUCUUCUGCACGUAUUGGCAAUGAAAUUAGAAUGACAGAAGCCACCGAUGGUGCUAAUAAGAGCAAUAAGAAGGGCAUGGUUCUUCCUUUUGCUCCCCUUUCCAUCACCUUUGAUAAUGUUAGAUAUUCCGUAGACAUGCCGCAGGAAAUGAAAGCUCAAGGUUUUCCAGAAGAAAAAUUAGAGCUUUUGAAGGGAGUAAGUGGAGCUUUCAGGCCAGGAGUACUUACUGCUCUGAUGGGUGUCAGCGGCGCUGGUAAGACUACACUGAUGGACGUGUUGGCCGGAAGGAAGACAGGUGGAUACAUAGAAGGAAACAUCACCAUAUCUGGCUACCCCAAGAAGCAAGAAACAUUUGCUCGGAUAUCGGGUUACUGUGAACAGAAUGACAUCCACUCUCCUCAUGUUACAGUCUACGAAUCUCUCGUUUACUCUGCGUGGCUUCGGUUACCAACAGAAGUAGAUUCUGCCACAAGAAAGAUGUUCAUUGAGGAAGUCAUGGAGCUUGUAGAGCUAACAUCAUUGAGGGAAUCGCUGGUCGGGCUACCUGGCGUGAAUGGGCUGUCGACCGAGCAGCGAAAGAGGCUGACUAUUGCUGUUGAGCUCGUCGCUAACCCAUCUAUAAUAUUCAUGGACGAGCCAACGUCUGGACUAGAUGCCAGGGCAGCUGCCAUUGUGAUGAGAACCGUGAGGAACACCGUGGACACUGGUAGAACUGUGGUGUGCACGAUCCACCAGCCCAGUAUCGACAUAUUCGAAGCUUUUGAUGAGCUGUUCCUUAUGAAGAGAGGAGGAGAAGAAAUAUACGUUGGCCCACUGGGCCAUCACUCUAGCCAUCUGAUCAACUACUUUGAGGGAAUCAAUGGAGUCCAUAAGAUAAAGGACGGUUACAAUCCGGCGACGUGGAUGUUGGAGGUGUCUAGCAUAGCACAGGAGGGGAUUUUGGGGGUGAAUUUCUCUGAAAUAUACAAGAAUUCAGAUCUUUUCAGGAGAAACAAAGCUCUAAUUGCAGAAAUGAGCUCACCUCCCCCUGGUUCCAAAGAUCUCUACUUCUCAUCUCAGUAUUCGCAGCCCUUCAUCACACAAUGCAUUGCCUGCCUAUGGAAACAGCGAAUGUCGUACUGGCGGAAUCCGCCAUACACCGCUGUCCGGCUUCUCUUCACGACUGUCAUUGCUUUGAUGUUUGGAACGAUAUUUUGGGAUCUUGGGUCCAAAACGACUUCUCAACAGGACCUGUUUAACGCCAUGGGCUCGAUGUAUGCUGCAGUUCUCUUCAUCGGAGUGCAAAAUGCCUCAUCUGUGCAGCCAGUUGUGGCUGUCGAACGUACUGUUUUCUAUAGAGAGAGGGCUGCCGGGAUGUAUUCAGCUCUACCAUAUGCCUUUGCGCAGGUGGUGGUCGAGAUUCCAUACAUCUUGGUUCAGACUCUCGUAUAUGGGGUCAUCGUCUAUGCCAUGAUCCAAUUUGAAUGGACGGCUGCCAAGUUCUUCUGGUAUCUCUUCUUCAUGUUCUUCACAUUGCUCUACUUCACCUUCUAUGGAAUGAUGGCUGUCGGCCUCACUCCUAACCAUGACAUUGCUGCAAUCGUUUCCUCCGCAUUCUAUGCGCUGUGGAACCUGUUUGCAGGCUUCAUCGUUCCCCGGCCCAGAAUUCCCAUAUGGUGGAGAUGGUACUACUGGGCAUGCCCAGUUGCUUGGACCUUGUAUGGAUUGGUCGCUUCCCAGUUCGGUGACAUAUCCAAACAAAUGGACAAUGACAAGAUAGUGUCAGAGUAUGUGAGGGAGUACUUCGGAUUCAAGCAUGACUUUCUGGGAGUGAUUGCCGCUGGGGUCAUUGGAUUCACAGUGCUCUUUGCAUUCGUCUUCGCCUUUUCCAUUAAGGUGUUGAACUUCCAAAGAAGAUGAGAAGUUUUUUUUUUUUUUUUUCUUUCCUCACAAGCCAAAAUCAAAUAGGGUUUGAUCAGUUCAGCUCCCUCCAGUUCAUGAAGCUUUUGGGCUAUUCUAUCAAAAGUAGGGGGCUGAAGUUUGAAUAUCAUAUGCUAGUUUUUGUUUGUUGAUUAUUGAAAUUUGUUUUAGUUAGCCCUUUUUAAUACUUUCUUAUGUACAAUAUUUAGUUUCAUAAGUGUGUUCAAGGCUGUUAUUGUAUCAGCAUAAAGAAAAAGUUGGACUUGAUUUAUACAAAUCUCUUUCUGUAAAAUUUUCAUGUGUAUGUGUCACAUUUGAAGCAUUCCACAUUUCAGUGAAUAAAUUACAGAC
Magnolia sinica is the source of this 5037-nucleotide messenger RNA. Its product is annotated as pleiotropic drug resistance protein TUR2-like. NCBI's taxonomy places the organism in Eukaryota, Viridiplantae, Streptophyta, Magnoliopsida, Magnoliales, Magnoliaceae. Gene Ontology annotation, molecular function: ABC-type transporter activity; ATP hydrolysis activity; ATP binding. Gene Ontology annotation, cellular component: membrane. The coding region runs from base 352 to 4686 and encodes 1444 amino acids. The record is from RefSeq and is a predicted model, not a curated record. The transcript is spliced from 25 exons.